This is a messenger RNA of Physella acuta, 1743 nucleotides long. RefSeq names its product ficolin-1-like. The record is from RefSeq and is a predicted model, not a curated record. Lineage: Eukaryota; Metazoa; Mollusca; Gastropoda; Physidae.
AUCAGCCAACUUAUCAGUUGAUUACAGCCUCUAUACCUCCACCUACAAACAUCAGUCUGCACUGUGUAAGUACUUGACUGGUCAGUUUUCCAAAACCUAAGCGGCUAAACCCACAUCGUCACUGUCUGCCUUGUUUAUCAACUUCAACUAUCAUGGACAUCAACAACUGGCUUGCCAUAAUCCUGCUGCUGACUUUACAAACUCACUUCGUAUUUACAGCAGUUUUACACGGAAAAAACUCACUUAAAACAGUGGAUGGAGUCAACAGCUCGGCUGAAGCUCUCGCUCGCCGUCAAGUCAUUAUGAAAGAUAAUUUUCAAACAUAUCAGAAAACUUGUGACAGGAGAUCGAUGUCUAAUGAUUUACCAGAAAGGGCGAUCAUGAAAUCCGAAAUUGGUGUAGAUGUGAUAUGUGAUACCAAAACUGAUGGCGGAGGGUGGAUUAUGAUACAACGACGUAUCAGCUUCGACGUGGAUUUUAAUAAACGUUGGCUCCACUACAGAAAUGGUUUUGGCUCAUCUGCUGGGGACUUUUGGCUUGGACUCAAACAUAUGCAUAACUUAACCAAAAAUGGUACGUGGGAACUAAGAAUCGAUAUGAGAUACAAGAACGUCAACUACUACGCUCAAUACAGAUCUUUCAAAAUAGGAAGCGAAUCAGAGUACUUUCCCCUUCGAGUUUCUGGCUUCUCGGGCAACGUGAAAGACGAGUUGAAGAGACACAAUGGAUAUCGGUUUUACACGAUAGAUUACCCUGGGACAACCCAAUGCGCUGCUAAGUAUUUAGCAGGAUGGUGGUUCCACAAUUGUCAUGACGUAUUUCUGAAUGGAGAGCAGCCAAGAAGGAAAUGGGCUCGCGGCAUACACUGGUACUCAUUGACUGACGACAACAGCAAUCUUCAGUCAGUGGAGAUGAAAAUAAGAAAACAGUAAUGAGAAAAUAAAAUAUACAUCAUUGAGAUAGUUCAAACACUAGUGCAUAAAGUUUAAUUGAACCUCUUUUUAAAACAAUGUAUUUUUUUUAUAAUGGGGUGAUUUAAUAUAUUUUAUUAUACUGGUUAAAUGUAUAGCUUACUUCAGCUUCAAACAAAUGUAUUAAGAUUAUGAGAUUUAAUAUGAAUAUCAUCAGUAAACUUUAAUGCUCUAAACAUAUAUUGAAACAUAAAAAUAAAAUGCUCUAACCGUAAUCAAAUAAAUUAAAUCUCCAACUAAUAGCAACAUCCCGAUAUUAUUUUUAGCUCCUUAUACAUUAGAAGAUAAAUGUUUUCUGAACAUUUUCAAUUUAGGUCUAGACAUUUUCAAAAUAUUUUAUAUAUAAGGUAGUAAUUGUAAAUGAUAUUACUUACACAACCACUUAAAUACUUUUUAGUCAAAAGUAGGAUAAUCGUUUUCCUUGGAUAACUGUGGGUUUCGUGGGUCAUACAUAAAGAACUUCACAUACAUUUGACGAUUUUUAUCUUUCCCUUUGCCUCCCUACUGUCACAUCUCGUCAGAAAAAGCCAGACCAUACAUUAAAAAGACGUCACACCUCAGACAACAUGUUUUUGUAAUUUAAAACAGCGAUUUUGGUUGAGCAUAGAAUCUCUAGUUCUAGGCUAGAUAAAUUUAUUGUAUAGUUAAAUUAGAAGAACUGCCCAGCGUAUCAUAUUGGCACCUGGUUUGUUGUGGAAAAAAUUAAAAUAAUUGUUCUGAACUUUUAUAAUUAAUGUGGUGUUUCUACCAAUAAAUUUAUCAAUAAAUUAAU